AAGGGGUCAUAACAAUGAGAAUUGCAGGACAAGUUAAACCCUAAUCACAUUGCGCGGACGAUGCUACAGUUCACAAAUAUCAGAGAUUUUUCUAUCUUCAUUUCUAAUAUACUUUAAAUGCACAGAUUGAGCUUGUUAAGGUUUGCGUCUCGACGUUUGCUCCGCAAAAACUCGCAGUUGGGGCAUUUCCAGAAGAAUGUAGAAUCAGCUUUUGAUGCAGAGCUGCCUUUGCCCUUUCGACUGCCAUUUCUUCAUUGCCGUUCUUUGUACAAUAGCAGUUUUGUUCAUUUACCAGCUGAUUUCACAAUUCCAAGGAGGUUGGCAACACAACGAUUUAUUCAUGCAACAUCAAGCUGUUAUUCCAAGGUACGUGAUUGCUAUGAAGUUCUGGGUGUACCAAAAAGUGCAGGCCAAGAUGAGAUUAAGAAGGCUUAUCAUGCACUCGCCAAGAAGUAUCAUCCUGAUGCAAACAAAAACAGUCCUGCUGCAAAGAGGAAAUUCCAAGAGAUAAGAGAUGCUUAUGAGACUUUGCGAAAUUCCGGAAGCAGAGAACAAUAUGACAACGAACAUUCUAGGAGAUCAGAAGAUGUAAAAUAUUCUGCAAAUGAUGCAGACGACUUUCGUCGGACUUAUGGGACUCAAUUCUCUGGCUCAUUUCGUGAUGUUUUCUCAGAGAUAUUUGAAAAUAAGUUUGAGGAUCUACCAUCUGAUGUCCAGGUUGAGAUGUCUCUCUCAUUUGCUGAAGCUGUUCAAGGAUGCACAAAGCAUCUGUCAUUUGAUGCAAAUGUUGUUUGUGAUGCUUGCUAUGGCCAUGGCUACCCUCCAACGGCUAGGGAAAUAACUUGUCCAAAUUGUGAAGGUGCUGGGAGAGUUACAAUACCUCCUUUUUCAUCAACAUGUGGUAUGUGCAAAGGGCAUGGGAGAAUUAUUAAGGAGUACUGCAGGGAAUGCAGAGGAUCAGGGACUGUAGAAGGAGUCAAGGAGGUAAAAAUCACAAUUCCAGGAGGUGUAGAUACUGGGGAUACCAUUCGCGUUCCAAAAGCUGGUAAUCCUGGACGAGGAGGUCAGGCUAGCAGCUUAUUCAUUAAGAUAAAGGUUGCCGAAGAUUCUACUUUUACUAGAGAUGGCGCAGAUUUAUAUGUUGACACAACUAUUAGCUUUACACAAGCAAUUCUUGGUGGGAAGGUUGAUGUACCCACUCUUAAUGGGAAGGAACAAAUCAAGAUACCUAAGGGAGUUCAGCAUGAUCAACUUGUAUCUCUAAGAGGCAAAGGUUUGCCCAGAAGUGGUUAUUUUGUAAACCGUGGUGAUCAGUAUGUACGCUUUCGCAUAAAAUUCCCCAGUGCUGUAAAUGACCGCCAACGCAUCAUCCUAGAAGAAUUUGCAAAAGAGGAGAUUGUUCAGGAAAGUGACAUGUCUUUGACGGAACAAUGGAUUCAUCAGCAGCUAUCUACUGGUUGAACUUACAGGUGGCAGAAUAUUAACGACCAUCUUGCAAAUCCAACGGUCAAGUUCGCUGUUUUAAUCCUGACAAUUUUCUUUGUCAUGAAAAUCAUUGUAUGAUGAUGAGAGGCCAGUUUUGUUUGCUGGUGAAACCAAAUCGGUGGUAAUAAAUAGUCGAUAAACAAUGCUGGAUUAUAGCAGGCCGAGACCACUCAAGGAAGGAGAUACGAGAGUUCUCUAAAUCAUCAAAGGUUUUUGCUUCUCCUUUGCCUUUUUUAUUGUUUGUAUCGGUCUACAGAAAUUAUAACCAUUUUGUUUUCUAUAAACUGAAAUCAAUUGAUUGAUGUAUACGAGUUUCCCUUGCGAUAAAAAGGGUGAGGGACCAUGUUAUUUAUAAACGGAAGAGUUUAGUUUUAAGUUGAAUGGCUUAUUGGCCUAUCAUACAAGAGUUUUAUAUCAAAGUAAACUUGUUACCUAUUUGAUGUCAUUGGAAUAAUGCAUGAUUGAA
Impatiens glandulifera is the source of this 1951-nucleotide messenger RNA. Its product is annotated as chaperone protein dnaJ 1, mitochondrial. Gene Ontology annotation, cellular component: cytoplasm. Bases 118 to 1461 code for a protein of 447 amino acids. The record is from RefSeq and is a predicted model, not a curated record. The transcript is spliced from 18 exons. Gene Ontology annotation, molecular function: heat shock protein binding; ATP binding. Lineage: Eukaryota; Viridiplantae; Streptophyta; Magnoliopsida; Ericales; Balsaminaceae. Gene Ontology annotation, biological process: response to heat; protein refolding.